CGACUACUGCACCUGUUACAACGACUACUACACCUGGUACAAUGACUACUGCACCUGGUACACCGACUACUACACCUGGUACACCCACUACUGCACCUGGUACACCGACUACUACACCUGGUACAAUGACUACUGCACCUGGUACACCCACUACUGCACCUGGUACACCGACUACUACACCUGGUACAAUGACUACUGCACCUGGUACACCGACUACUACACCUGUUGCACCGACUACUGCACCUGGUACAAUGACUACUGCACCUGGUACACCCACUACUGCACCUGGUACACCGACUACUACACCUGGUACAACGACUACUGCACCUGGUACAACGACUACUGCACCUGGUACACCGACUACUACACUUGUUACAACGACUAUUGCACCUGGUACACCGACUACUACACCUGUUACAACGACUAUUGCACCUGGUACACCGACUACUACACCUGUUACAACGACUACUACACCUGUUACAACGACUACUACACCUGUUACAACGACUACUACACCUGUUACAACGACUACUACACCUGGUACAACGACUACUACACCUGUUACAACGACUACUACACCUGUUACAACGACUACUACACCUGUUACAACGACUACUACACCUGUUACAACGACUACUACACCUGUUACAACGACUACUACACCUGUUACAACGACUACUACACCUGUUACAACGACUACUACACCUGUUACAACGAGUGCUGA
This is a messenger RNA of Homarus americanus (American lobster), 724 nucleotides long. RefSeq lists its product as uncharacterized. The annotation marks the transcript as partial. The record is from RefSeq and is a predicted model, not a curated record. The transcript has a single exon. NCBI's taxonomy places the organism in Eukaryota, Metazoa, Arthropoda, Malacostraca, Decapoda, Nephropidae.